AUGCUAGAACAGACGGCAACUGUCCCCUCCAAUGACAAUUUAUCAAUAAUUGAUAUUGAUUCCCCAAUUCCAAAAAAGAAACAGACCAAAGCAAGCAAAGAAAAAGGUACUAAAUCACCAUCCGUAAAGAACAAACAGAAGAAAACAAUUGAAAAAACAGGAGUAAAAGGUAGUUCUAAAGGAAAGAGCAGAAAAGAUAAGUUGCCUCAGAUGUCGGAAAUUGAAUUAAUGGAUGGUAUUGAACCUUUACCAGAGCAGACAGAGGUAGAAGUUGGAAAUAAAGAUGACUUUAGCGAUGCCAGCCCAACUCGACCUCGAAUGUCAAGCUAUGAACAAAUGAGGAUGGACAGUAUAGAGAAAAACAGAAAAUUUCUGAGUGGCUUGGCAUUUCACCAUAUACCUCAGGAGUCAUGCACGUCUGAAUAUAUUGUUCAAGGUAUAUGGGUAAUCGUGGCGUUUGAGCAGACCUGGUAUCCCGGAUUGGUCAAACACAUUGACAAGGAGAAGGACAGUAUAACAAUAACGUUCAUGCAUCCGAGUGGCAAAAACAAGUUUAAAUGGCCGGUUAAAGAAGACAGAAUAGACGUUGAGAGGAAGUUUGUAAUUUUUGUCUGUUUACCUCCUUGUGCCUGCCCGGAAGGAGAAAACAUGUAUGUUCUACCUGGAACUGACUAUAUAAAAAAUAUAUAUAUUGCAUUUCAGAACAAGUAUUUUACUCAAUAG
Mytilus trossulus (common blue mussel) is the source of this 723-nucleotide messenger RNA. RefSeq lists its product as uncharacterized. The record is from RefSeq and is a predicted model, not a curated record. The coding region runs from base 1 to 723 and encodes 240 amino acids. The transcript has 7 exons. NCBI's taxonomy places the organism in Eukaryota, Metazoa, Mollusca, Bivalvia, Mytilida, Mytilidae.